Macrosiphum euphorbiae (potato aphid) is the source of this 372-nucleotide messenger RNA. The record is from the annotation of a GenBank genome assembly. Lineage: Eukaryota; Metazoa; Arthropoda; Insecta; Hemiptera; Aphididae.
AUGAAAAGAAUAAAGUCUGUUAAUGCUCAAAGCAUUUUCAAUACAUUGAGUGAUGUCAUUGAAGAAUAUAACAUUAAAUGGGAAAACAUUGUUUCAACUUGUUUUGAUGGAGCUGCGACAAUGGUAGGUAGUACUGCAGGUGUUCAAACUAAAUUUAAAGAAAAGAAUAAGAAGAUAUCUUUUGUACACUCUUACGGCCAUUGUUUAAAUCUAAUUUUGGUUGAUUCUGUUGGUUGUAAAAAUAGAAUUGCUUUUGAUUUUUUUGGAACUAUCCAGUUAGUGUAUAAUUUCAUAGAAGGUAGCUCUUCAAGACAUGCUAUUUUUGAAAAAAUUUUUUUUUUAAACUUUUUAAACUUUUUCUUAAAGUUGUAA